Anopheles coluzzii is the source of this 5157-nucleotide messenger RNA. RefSeq lists its product as uncharacterized. The transcript has 3 exons. NCBI's taxonomy places the organism in Eukaryota, Metazoa, Arthropoda, Insecta, Diptera, Culicidae. Bases 1678 to 4494 code for a protein of 938 amino acids. The record is from RefSeq and is a predicted model, not a curated record.
GAGCUAUCUUUACCGUUGCGUUUUGGAAAGCUCUUUCGGUGGUGUUGUGUUAUGUAGCAACAUACACACUCCGAGCUGUUGGUGAGUGGCAGUGGUCAGUAGCUCCAGCGCUUCCAGGGAAGUUUCUGAACCAACUGAGGUCGUCAAGGUACACUCCAACUUGAAGGAAGGGGGCCUAGAUCACUCCUGGAAAUGUGCGAAGAAAGUGGCCUCGAAAGGAAGGAUGGCGGAGCGAAUGGACAGCAAUGCAGAUGAAAAUGGACAUAAUACGCGCGACACACUCCAGUUUGCUUUUUCGCGCUCGUAACGCCGCCUCGCGGUGUGUGCUGGAGGAGGCGCAAUUUUAACACCAACGCAACCUUUCGUCCAAGCUGUCGCCUCUAGUGCGCGCGCGUAAGUGGCGGUCGGGUGCGUGCCAAGGGGCCGUGUUGUCAUCAAGGCACCACCAACCGUGUGUGUGUGUGUGUGUGUGUACCAACCGUUGUACAGCCUCCCCAUUAGCUAUGCAUGUAUUCUGAAGCUUCGCGAUCAGCACGCAGUAGUGCCUCCGAUGUUCGAUCGGUCCAACGAAACCCGGGCGGCCAGGCGAGCGGUUUCUUCCUGCUCUCCAGCAGCAGUAACAGCAGCAGCAGCAGCCACAGCGAGCAGCGUGAGCGUGCCUUGCGAGCACGAGCGGAACCCGUAAUAUCUUCAUUUGUUUAGAAGCGGUGCUCGCGAGCGGUCGACUCUGUCUCCUCGGGUCUCCGGCACUACGCAGAGAGAUGUGAAUCUCCGCUGCAGGAGCCUGUCUACGGUGGCCUUUAGCUUCCUGCUGAUAAACCUGCGAUUGCCUAUCGUGUUCCGUGUGUCGUGCCGAGUGAUAACGAAGUAGUUUACCCAGUGGAACUGACCUAUCGAACAGCAAACAGCUCGUCGCCGCCUAGCGAGUGGAAGCAAUUGUUAUUUAAAUUAAUUAUCAUCUACUUUAACGAGCGGCGGCUGUGUGACGGUGGUGAUCUCAUGAAGCUAAACGACUUUUAAUUUCAACUCCGGACGCUCUCUCGCAGUCAGUCGCAGCUUCAAAGUGUUCAAACCGCUCGCUCAAACCGUUAAAUCAUUCUCAUCGAACUGGAACGAAGUUGAAUGAAAGUGUGUUUUGUUAGUGUUGUUAGCGAUCGUUCUCGGGCAGUGUUUGGUGGGUGGCGUCCGUGCUAAGUGGUGUGUCGUGCGGUUCGGUUGUUAUGAAUGAAUGAAUGAAACCAUCUUACGUAAAGGCCCCCCCGUGCUGUGUCAACGCCUCAGUGAUUGGAGUGGAGUAGUGGUGCUGUGAUAAAAAAAGGUUGUUGCAAGUGUGCUGAAAUUAAAGAAUAAUCGACCUAUUCUCCUUCGAACGGAAGUGACUGGCAUGACAGCGUGUGUGACUCAACGCAUCUCGGGGUAUACGAUAUGAUUCAAACCGGAGCAGGAACGAGCCGCGCUUUGGUUGCUAUGGGAAACUGUCACCGUUCGAGCGGGCUGUGACACGUUGCGUGCCUACAGAUCACAUGUGUGGUUGUUAAUCAUUGUGACAACGAAGGUUGCCGUGGAAUUCAUCCGAAUCACGGUGGCUCGCGGUAGUAGCAGCUUCUGGUGCGGUUCAGGAAAUUGGAAACUAUCAACAUCGGCGGUCAUUAUGGAACUGUUUAAGUUGGAGGUGGUAUGCAAGACUUCUCCAAGGAUGAUCUCGGAUUACUGAGCUCGAGCGUCGUCGUCAGCAGCGAUAAAGACCCGCUCGUCCAUACGCACCUGCAGCAGUCUCACGACCAUCCGUCCGUUCAUCAGACGCAUCGAGUGGAUGACAUUAAGCUAACGAACAUACCGGAUCUGCUCGAACCGGGCGAUGCUAACAAGUUGGAAGAGCCCGAGCGUGAUCUGUACCCGUGGCACACGGGCAGCAACAUAGGGAGUAGAUUUCUGCGCAGUUCCGAUGAUCCGUUGAUCUCCGGCGGUACCAACGACAAUCCGCACGAUAAUGAGCUUAGUGUGCCCACGGUCAGCCAGUCUAUGUGUCCGUCGCCCACCACGCCACCACCGCCGAAGCAUCGCCACCCGAGCGUCAUCCUCUCGCCGGAGCUGCCGGACGCGACCCUCUCGCCCUUGCCGACACCGCCCAAGGUGCUCGCGGACAGUCACACCCGCCCGCCAAAGGAGCUGCAGCCGAAGCGCACGAACAGUGCGCCCCGGGCGCGCCGCAAGGGACCGCUCAAGCUGCGGUUCCAUCACCAGGCCCUGCCCCAGGAGUAUCUGGACCACUAUGAGGCAACGCAAAACAGUCUGCAACGGAAGCAGGAACAGCAACACACCGCGAGUCAAUCGAAACCGUCGCGUCAGAAACCCGCCGCACCGCAACAGUCCGGACAGUCCGCAUCCCGGCGGGCAGUGAUGGAGCGUCAGGCAGCGCUGGAGCGGGAGGAGCGAACGAAUGAGUCGGUUCGCAGCUGGCUGCAGAAGAUACUGGAGCUGCAAAAGGAGGGCGUACCGAUGGCACCGCUCAAGGAUGAGCCCAUUCAGCCGGCGCAGAUAUCGCCCACUAGUGAAAGCAGCGUCGGGCAGAACGGAACCCCUCCGAAGCGCAUCGUAAGCUACACCGAUCUACCGUACAUGGGGGAAAUAACGCUGGAAAACUCGAAACCCAGGCGGGGACGGAAACCGAAAAAGGCUGACAUUUGCCAUCUGAUCUACAAGAACUACGGCACCAUUCUCCCGGGCACUCCCAGCCGAGAGCUCGGGCUGGAGAAAGGGAUGCUGCCGAAGGGAUGCUCCAAGUCGGUCGCUAGCCUCCUCGAGCGACGGCUCACGUCGUCCGAUGAGAGGAAGCAACCGGUGGGCGAAAACGCACAGCAGGCAGCAUUGGAGCAGCCCCCGGCCCGAGGACGGCGGAAGGAGGAACCGCUGAAUCUGUGCGUCCGUGAGUCGGGCGGUGGUGUGGUGCAGCCGGCCGGUGGAGAAACGUUCAGCGUUUCCAGCUCGGAGGAGGAUGCGGACGAAGUGUUUGCUUCCUCCUGCCCGACGCCCAUCAUCACGCCGUCGGACAUCAGUACCGAUCAAGCGCUGGCCGCCAACAUGAAGCUGUCCCUGCCAACGCUACAGUCAUCGUCGGGCAGCACUACGGAGACGCCAUCGACGGCGGAAACUCCACCCGGCUAUGUGUAUUGGUCGUCUGGCACGACCAACGGGAGUUUGUUUGCCCAUCCGAUGUCGCUUUACUCGCCCCAUCCGACUGGAGAAGGAGUUGGGAAGCUACCGGAAGAGCACGCGGCAAAAGAAAUGCGAUCGGUAGUUGCCUCAUCAAACGUAUCGUCUCCUCCGAUCUCUCCCAACGGGUUGAAAAACGCUCAGAACCACCCACUGCUAGUACCGAAGCACAUAUCGCAGCUGCUAAAGAACGAAAAGCAAUCGCCAUCGAACGCUACUGCUGGGGUUACUGGGCAACGAUCUCCGCCGGCACAGAAACGCAAACGUUCGGCCAUCUUCAUACCACCGGUGCCGGCCGAAAACAGUCACAAUCCGGCCACCGAGGUCAGCAUCUGUAAGUUCAAGUUCACGGGCGGCGCGAAACCUUGCCUGCAGGAGAAGAAAAUCCUGAGCGUCGACUCAGGCGGCAACUUCCGGUACUACUCCGGCACGGGCGACAAGUCGAUGCGCGGGUACGAGUUUUUCCCGCGCGAAAGCCUCCAGCAGAGCAGCAUCAACGCAACCAGCACGACCGGCGCCUUUCUGAACGCGUCCGGCGAACGGAUUGCCUGCGAUCUGCCGCCUCCCUCGCUGGGCCUAAGCAACGAUCUGUUGCAGAUACCGGAGUUUCCUACCUCACCGCAACCGUGCGGCGACCCGACGCCGCCUCCCGCGCCCGGCGGCCAGCCACCGUACCGGCCGAGUGCGGCCAACAGCGCCGGCAGUGCGUCCGAGCGACGGCGCCGGAAGACGCGCCGCGCCACGCAGCGCGAAUCGCUCGAGAAAACGUUCAAGGAGAAGGGCUUCCUCAUCCAGACGCAGCAGCUGCAAUCGGCCGAAGGUGCGACCUACUGUAAAUUUAGGCAAUUGCGCAAAUUCACCCGCUAUCUCUUCCGAAGCUGGAAGGACUAUCUGCCGGGCGAGCUGCAGCAGUCUGGGCAGGAGCAGCAGGAGCAGCAGCACCAACACGCGCAUCAGCUACAGGACGGAGAGCUCACUAGCAUGAUACUGCCAACGGUCAUUACCUCGGGGCCGCACGAUGAUCACACCAUCGACGAGGAAUCCUGCCUCACCUCUUCCACCAGCAGCGUACGCAUGGAAACGGUCGAGGGUGGCGAGCAUCAUCGGAGCACACCACCGGACAGGACUGUGCCAGCCAGCACCUACCACCGGCUGAGACGCAGCCGACGGAUUUCUUCGACGAGUGUCACUUCGCAGCACGUCCAUUCCGAAGCGCUAGUGAUCGAUACCACCACCGCCUACCGCCAUCGGCACGGGAGUCCGUCGUCUGUGGUCGAGUAAAAGUCGCUAAGAAUCGAACCGGUAUCACCCCAUCGUUAGGGUCGGUUUAACAUAUCAGCUGCGUUAUUGCUGCGAAUAACGUCUCAAGACCAAAGAAUAGUAGUAGGUUUAAAGAGCUCCCUUCUUUUUUGGGGUGGGUUAUUUAGUCCAUAAGUGUCAGCUUCGUUCAGUACUUGAGACCUGCUAUUUAAAUUGCUGCUUUACGUGUGCUCGCGCGCGCUUUCCCGUUUAAUUCACAUCGCACUGCCAAGCAAGUGCGUCGCUUGCCAUUUUCAAUUUGUACCAGCGAAUGCAAUCUAGUCUCUCUCGCACUCUAUCUUAUCGUCUGUUUUUUUCGAGAUAAUUUAAAAUAAAAAUACGAUCAUUUUUUCUAUCAACUAAUACCAGCAUACACUACAAGAAAGCAUUUUGUUGACUGUGGAGCUCCAUCAACGCGAGUGAGGGUGUUGUGUUGUUGAUGGGCGAGGUGCAACUGCUUAACUGAUGUUGUUAUUAAUUUUCGUAGUUGAAAUUUUUUUGUUUUUUCAGAUUAUUUGACCAAUAAUGUAUUGUUUUCUCGCUCUCGCGUAGUCCAGAUAAAAUUGCGUAAGGGGACGACCACGUCGGUUGAAGAGCUGAUGUAAUGGAAUUAAAAUGGAAUGAUAAAGAAUUAAUCGUACAAUA